GUAGCUCAAGAAGUACAGCCCCUAGACUAUUCAGACCUGUUUAUGAUUAUUCUACAAUCAUAUUUUCAAGAUGUGGAAGCUGGAAUCGGAAGCCAACUUCAGCCUCGUGAGCGUCAGAUAUUCAUUUCCUCAGUGUCGUUAGAAGAGAGCACGGAUUCAGUUUGCUGUUAGCGACCUCAAGUCGGUGUGACAUGGAUUAUCAGCCCUUAUUAGAUGAUACCCGAAACUAUGGGAUUGUGAACGCGGGUUACGCACCAGCAGCAACGGGAGCCCCUGCAAUGAUGGCCCCACCCGCGGUAGAGCCCUAUGGCCCGAGCGCACCUCCUGCCAGCAUGUUUGACAACAUGCCUGGGUAUGAAGGGACUGUGGCAGGAGGAGGUGGAUUCCUGCCACCUCCUAUGCCUGCUUUUCCGGCUCCUCAGCCUAUGCCCGGACCUGAACAGCCACACUGGAAUAUCCCAUCUAUAAGUGAAGACACGGCCCGGGAAGCCUUUGUUCUCUAUGCUUCCAGUAAAUGCUGUUACAGUCCUGCUCCAGCAAAGGAUUGUGUUAUCACCGGAAUGGAGGCAUUCAAUACAUACAGGUACACCCUGGAAACAUUUACUGAAUCAAGGUCCACGGAGUGGAGCCAUGAACCAUACAAUGGUCAGCCUGUUGAUGCCUUUACCCAGCCACCUCCAGGAGCUUGGGACAUUCCUUCAAAAACACCUACCUUUUUUGCUGAAGGCAAGCAGCAAAUCAAAGUUCCCUACACAUCUUCCGUGAAGGCCUGCCACAACUGUCUUGGAACUGGGCACAAACCCUGCAAAGACUGUACAGGUGCUGGUAAUAAAGUUUGUUGGGUGUGCAAUGGAUGUGGUUACCGUCAUGGGAAUGAGCAAUGCCAUCACUGUAGUGGGAGAGGGAGAGAAAAUUGCAGUCAUUGUCAAGGACGAGGAUUGAAGAGCUGUGAUGUGUGCCAUGGAAAACAGCAGCUACUGGUCUUCAUUAAACUCACAGUCAAAUGGACUAACAACACAGAUGCUCAUGUUGUAGAACAGUCAAGUGGACUUCACGUAGACAACUUCAGCGAGGUGUCUGGCAAAAUGCUUUUCAGAGACUCUCAGUUCAUGGUGUGUCCAGUGUUGGGCUUUCCAGACUCUGCAAUAAUGCAGGCUUCACAGCGCCUUGUCAGUGAACACCAGGGCAAAUAUUCCCAGACAUCACGCAUUCUGCAACAGCGUCAAACCAUCGAGCUGAUCCCAGUCACAAAGGUCACCUACUUGUGGAAAGAACAAACGCACAUUUACUUUGUUUAUGGAAACGAGUUCAAGGUUCACACAGACGACUAUCCUGCUACUUGUUGCUGCUCUGUAAUGUGAUUACAGUUGGGGACCUUGACUUUUGCAUUCUAUGUCACCGAACAGUCAGAUUUCCUUUCUUUUCUGUUUCUUCUGCUGAUUGAAUGAAGAUGGUGGAAAAUGUGGGAAAACUGAUUAAAAGUGUGCAGAUUUCUGA
Molecule: messenger RNA, 1497 nt
Organism: Nothobranchius furzeri (turquoise killifish)
Lineage: Eukaryota; Metazoa; Chordata; Actinopteri; Cyprinodontiformes; Nothobranchiidae
Gene: ssuh2rs1
Product: ssu-2 homolog, related sequence 1
Source: RefSeq, a predicted model, not a curated record